Echinococcus granulosus is the source of this 5097-nucleotide messenger RNA. Its product is annotated as Serine/threonine-protein kinase MRCK beta. Gene Ontology annotation, cellular component: cytoplasm; cytoskeleton. The record is from RefSeq and is a predicted model, not a curated record. Lineage: Eukaryota; Metazoa; Platyhelminthes; Cestoda; Cyclophyllidea; Taeniidae. Bases 1 to 5097 code for a protein of 1698 amino acids. Gene Ontology annotation, molecular function: ATP binding; protein serine/threonine kinase activity. Gene Ontology annotation, biological process: actomyosin structure organization; peptidyl-threonine phosphorylation. The transcript has 25 exons.
AUGAAAUUUUACAAUGGUGGUGACAUGUUAACAAUGCUGAGCAAGUUUGACGACCAAAUUCCCGAAGACAUAUCUCGAUUUUACCUGGCCGAGCUUGUUUUAGCCAUAAACUCACUGCACGAACUUGGUUACGUGCAUCGAGAUAUUAAACCGGACAACGUCCUUCUGGAGACAUCUGGACACAUUGUUCUGACAGAUUUUGGCUCCUGCCUUCGCAUCGGCAAUGACGGUUUGAUAAGAAACACCGCUGCCGUUGGCACUCCGGACUACAUAGCGCCAGAAAUUCUCCGUGCUGCCGAAGAUUCGCACGGAACCUUCGGAGUGGAAUGUGACUAUUGGUCUCUGGGUGUGGUGAUGUACGAGAUGCUCUUUGGGGAGACACCAUUUUACAGCGAAAAUUUAAUCCAGACUUACAGUCAGAUAAUGAAUUUUGAGAAGACCUUCAAAUUCCCCGAAGACGAAGAGGGUGUAUCGAACGCUGCUAAAGACUUACUUAAACACUUUCUAUGCGACAGGAAGCAGCGCUACGGGCGCAAUGGAAUCGAGGAAAUUGUAAAGCAUCCCUUUUUCACCGGCGUUGAUUGGGAAAACAUCCGGUCGCAACCUGCGCCCUAUCAACCAGAAGUCAAGUCCCCGGAGGAUACAUCAAAUUUUGACAUAGAAGAGUCAGUUCGCACUCACGAGGGUCCACCAUUGGGUUCAGUGUUUCGCGGAUGCCAGGUGGCGUGCAUUGGCUUCACGUUUACCAAGGGCUCUCCACUAAACCAAAUUGGCAAGCUGGGUGAGAACCUCAAGGCAGAGUUGUUGGAAGAAGGAGCUACCACAACCACUGCUGCUGCUGAUGUACACUGUCCCAAAUGUUUAGGGCUCGAAUCACGGGUGCACGAUCUGGAGUCGGAGCUGCAGGCACUGACAAUGAAUAUGCAGCAGCAACCUCCACCACCGUCACCAAAGCUAAAUGGAACCCCAUCUGCAGCAGCAUUAGAGGCGGCGAUGGAAAAACUCACUGCCUCGGAGGCGCGGUCGAAAGAGCUGGCGGUGGAAGUGCAACACCUCCAGACAGUCCUGGAUGCUGCUGAAGCUCGCUGUGUCAGUGAGGAAAAGCACAACGCUCACCUCACAAAGGCCCAGUCGACACCUAGUGAACAUGAUGUGUUUGAUUUGUCUUACAGCCUGGCGGAGGAGCAAGAAAGGACAGAGCGCCUCAAAUUUGACGUUCGCGAAUACGAGGAGGAAAAUGAAGAUCUUUGCAAACGCAUUCAGGAGACCAGCUCCAAGCUGCGCGACAAGGAGGCAGCCUGUGAAAGACUCCUCAAUGAUCUGGAAGAGAAACGCGCCGAGCUGGCGGCACAGCGGAAGCUCUUGGACGAGUACAUCCAACAGCAGCAACACUCACAGAAGGCAGCGGCAGCAGUAGCACUGGAGAACAAUCAUUCUAAUGGGUUUGGAGCCACAGCAGGUGACACCACAGCGGGAGUGACGGCGGCGGCGAACGAGUUGGAUCUGAAGUUCCGUGAGGCGGUGGCCUGGGCAGAGGAGUGUGAGACAAAGUUGGCCAAUCAAGAGGCCUACUGGACCGAUCAAAAGCUCCGCUGGCAGCGUGAGCGCUCAGAGCUGCAGGACCGUAUUCGAGAGAUUGUUCUCGAAAGAGUGCGUUGUUGUUACUCUUCACCCCUCGUCCAUCCUGAUCUAUUGAGUUUUACUACGAGUUUCCUGGAGGGCGAGUUACGCCAAGAGAGGCAGCGUUGCACGGCGCUGGAGCAACGUGUGAUGGUGUGGGAAAAUCAGCUAGCCGAACUUGUCUGCAUGGCUGACAAUGAGUGGGCCGCCAAUGACAGUCUUCAUGACACAGUGCUCCAUCUGAUUUCCGAUCUACAGCGUAUACGCAACGGCUCGUCGGAUAGGUCGGAGUACGAUGAUUAUCGCCCAGUUCCCAGCAUCACCUCCGCAGCCAUCAGUAGCGGCAGUAUCGGGAGCGCAGUGGACUGGCGUCAGCGUAAGGCAGGCCGUAUCAGCAAGAUGGAGCGAUUCAACCUCCAACUGGCGCUUAAUAAUGAGAUUCGCGAACGCGAACUCGCCCAACAGCGCGUACGCGAACUCGAAGUACAGCUGGAGGAGACGACUACUCGCUUAAGUGACACCUCGAAUAAAUUGCUUCAGACGGAAAAGGAGAAAGAGACCUUGCAAGACCAGCUUGUGAAAGUGACCAAUGAAGUUCGUAGGUCAUGCAUGAAAACGACGGAACUGGAGGAGUCUGCGUGUCUUCGUGCGGAACUGCUGAACGGGGCGCAUACAUCGGCCCGCCGGACGGUAGAGUCGACUACAGUGCGUCAGACCUCCAAGUCCUCUGAGAAGUCCAUCUCUCUCGGAAGCGGCAGUGGUGUCUCUACGAGUUCGCACAAACUAGUACCAGACAGCUUUUCCAUCCCCACCAAAUGCCUGGUCUGUGCGAGCUUACUGCUAGGUCAGCACUGGCAGGGCUUGCGCUGUCAACAGUGCGGCUUUGCCUGCCAUCUUCAAUGUCGUCAGGCCGCCGCCUCUCUUCCCUGCUCUUCCAAGACUGUUCCCUCCGGAAUGCCCUCCUUCGACGCAGAUGUCGCCUUUGGUCUUGGCACCAUCAUUGAGGGGCCUGUUAGGACUCCAAAAGGAGACAUCAAACGCGGCUGGGUUCAGCAGUACGCCUUCCUCUGCGAUAUGCGGCUCUUCAUUUAUGAUUGCACAGCAGUGCGUCGCGCCCGUACGGUCUACCAACCAAGUACGGAGACGUCGCGCGAUCCGCGCGCAUUGACUCUGGCCACCGACGGUGGCGUCGGUGGCACCGUGGCCUCACCGAGGUCGACAGGCACACUCUCUAUCACCCUGCCCUACAACGGAGGUACACAAAUAACCUACGAGACGGUCUACGACAUCCACGGUAACGCGCCCACCUGCGUGAUCGACCUCAAUGUUUCUGGCUUCGAGGUCUCUCGCGUCUCCAAUACCGAUGUCAUUCACGCCAAACGCAGUGAAGUACCACACAUCCUCAAGGUGAACCCGGAUGACUACGCAGGUAGCGUACCGGUGUAUCUCCUCUUCGAAACGCGCGAGGAGUGCGAGCGGUGGUUCAGCGCGCUAGAGGACGGCGCACGUCUGGUCUAUCGCAACUUUGCACGCACUCCUGAUUCCCAGUGCCUCCAGUUAUCCCUCCUCUCCGAUCCCUCGUUUCCUCUCAUCAAACACAUCCUAUCCGCCUGUGUUCUUGAUGAACACCGAAUCUUAGUGGGAACCGAAGAUGGUCUAUACAUCGUGGAUCUACGCUACAAAACCUACGCGCGGGUUGGGGAGAAGAAACCCAUCUACCAGGUGGAGGCCCUGCCAGAGGAACUACAGCUUGUCGCCGUCAUUCAAGACAAGCAGCACCGUCUGCGGCUGGUCCUCUCGGGAGCGAUAGAGGGUAUGAAUUACGAAAAGAUUCGCGUGGCAGACCCCAAGUCGGGCGUAUCUCUCCUGGCGCACGGCUGGUCGCGCGGUCACACCGCCUAUCUCCUCUGCGCAGCGAGUAGCAGUAUUAGUGGUGUGUGGGUGUAUGAGGUGGUACGAGAAGCCUCACGGCACCGCCGCCUCCUCGAACUCCCCCCACCCCCCUCCGCCUCGCAAAUCCAGGCCCUCUGUCUCGUCCGUGAUGGCGAUUGUCUGGCUGUCGGCUUCGAGAGUGCCUUCGUAAUCUACAAUGUCUGGUCCCAUGGGACCAUCAAUGUUCUCUUGGAACCCUCGUGCAUCGAUCUGGACCCGAGUUUGUUGAUGUUCCGUCAAAACCGAUUUGCAGCACAACUGGCCGUCUCUGUGAACGUCGAUGAAUUUCUUCUCGUCUUCGAAAACUGUGGGAUCUACGUAGACAGUCAGGGACAGUUGACACGUCAAGUUUACCUCUUCUGGCCAGCCAAACCAUUACCCCACGGCUUCGCCCUCCGCCAACCAUUCCUUUACGUCUUCACAGAAGCAGGUCUCUUCCUCUUCAACGUAGAGACUUCAACAUGGAGCGCCUCUGCUGCGGGUUUACGUCGUCUCCGCCCUCUCAACACCUCUGACGGUCACCUCUGUCUCAUGACGCAUUCAAGUAUCCAAGGCCUCUCCAAGUUGGUCAACAGUGGCGGCAGUAGCAGUAGUGGUAGUGCUAACGGGGGUAGCAGUAGUGGCAACGUUAGUGGUAUUGGUAUCGGCGGGUUCAGUGGCACCGCUAACGCCUCUCUAGUCUACCUCCCACCUCCGAGACAAUCAAUGUUCGCCUCUGUGCAGCGGCGCAGAACUAAUGCUUCCCUCCUCACCUCCUCGCCUCUCACCCGACCUCUGGGUGUAGGUGGCAGUGGCAUAGAGAGGCAGCUGGAAUUGAACAAUGUCACCCUCCUGGAUGCCAAUACUAGGGCUCGGAAGUCGAGACACUUCUCCAUCUUCUCCCGCGGUCCGCUCUUUGGUCCCCUCUUGGAUUCAAUGCCGUCGGACCAUGGGACCACUUCGGAGGGUGGUGGUGGCGGUGGACUGGCCGCCUCCAGCACCACCACCUCGGGCUCGCGGCUCAUCUCGGCCCCCUCGGACUUCCAGCAUCUCGCGCACCAGGGCCCCGACGUGCGCAUCCACUUUAUUGAUCUGGCACAGUCGCAACGCAUCACCCGCUACUCUACCGGCAACUUCUCUCUCCCUGUCGAACCAUCCAUUGGCGCAAAAGAGCCGAGGACGCAUCGCGACUCACAGGCGUCCCUGCACUCCAGCUCAUCUCGUCAGUCUACUGACCAGUCUUUGGGUGAACCCGAAGGCUCAGUCGAGCCGAUAUCACUAAGCCUUCCGCUAUCCACCUCUGCUCCUGGUGGUGCUCCUGCAGGUGACAUGGGCGAGGAGGCUAUCACUCCCUCUGCAUCGUCCAAUACUCCCAACAGCCAUCACCACCAACAUCAUGUGCCGCUGACGUCAUCACCACAGUCGACCCACCGGCCGACACCACCGCUUGACUCCCCUUGCUUUCGUGAUAAAGUGCUUGCCCUCUUCCACACCCUGGACAGCGACACGUUGCCUAACCUAAACAAUCCCGCCACCCCAACCGAGGAAGUGCCGACCUCGACCUAA